Messenger RNA from Lactuca saligna, 971 nucleotides. Lineage: Eukaryota; Viridiplantae; Streptophyta; Magnoliopsida; Asterales; Asteraceae. The record is from the annotation of a GenBank genome assembly.
AUGGCGAAUGUAGCUUUCCAACUACAACCCAAUUUCAAUUUCAACCUUCUGUUCCGUUCACCUCCACUUCGCUCUUUACCAAUCAAGUUGUCUUUCGCUUUCAAAUUGGACUACUCUUCUUGCAAGAUGAUCAGAUAUUCCCCCAAAUUGAGAGUUGAAUGCUUCUUUAUGAGCCCUAAGCCUAAAGGGGAAAAUGUAAUAGGGGGAAUUGGAAGCCUGGAGGAUAACGAUCAUACCCAUGGUUGCACUGCAUUGGCUGCAUCCAGUGGAGUUGGGUCAGCGGUUGGAGAUAACUUAGGUUUUGGCGCCUUCAUGAUGACGUUGGGUUCCAUUCUUACUGUGGUGGCUUUCUGCUUAGUGGUUUUUAAUACAGAGAGAAAAAGUAUUCUGAAGCUUCAGGUUGGAUUGUCGGGUACGAGUAGAUCACUGCAAAAGGAUCUCAAUCGGAUUGCUAAAACAGCUAAUAGAUACAGCCCAGAGGGCUUGAGCUCCGUAGGCUUGAGCUAUUUAUUACAAGAGACAACACUAGCUCUACUUCGACAUCCUGAUUUUUGCAUCUCUGGUUAUUCCUCAGUGUAUACGAAAAGGAGCAUAGACGAAGUUGAGAACCAAUUUAAUCAACUUUGUAUCGAAGAAAGGGGUAAAUUUGCUGUGGAGACACUAGUCAAAAUCAACAACAUCGGAAAGCAACAUGCAACAACUCAAAUAUAUAAAGACUUCCGUAACGAGUAUAUUGUGAUUACGAUCAUUGUGGCUGCCGAAGGUGGAUAUAACCUGCCGACUAUAAACAGCAGUGCAAAAUUAAAGGAAGCAUUGAUAAAACUGGCUACUAUUCCUUCAAGCAGAGUUAAGGCACUGGUGGUGCUUUUGACACCACCAAAUGAAAAUGAUGCUGUUACAGAACAAAAAUUUCUUGAAGAUUAUUCGCUGUUGCAUCCUCUAUAGGUCACCCAGAUACCAUGGAUGUUUGG